GACAAUCUACAAAUACAAAGAAACAAAAAUGAGAAGAAAUGACUUUCGUAUUACUACAUCUAAUAAUGAUGUUACUACCUUUGUAUCGUUAGACCAAAACCCUCUAAUGGCCGUACUCAAGCUUUUAUUAACGCGUAAUCAGUAAUCUUUGAACUCUUAUAAUUCCCGAUUGCCACUCUUGUUGAGUUUGGUUGCAAUAUUUUUAUAUAUAUGUAAGAAUGAAAUACAUAUGCAUCUUUUAUUGUUAACGAGACACCUAAUUCUUACACUUUGUCAAUUUAACAAAUACAUCCUUGUAAUUUUUUUUUAUUUUUUAUCAAUAGCUCACUUGCAUUGUUCAAGGAACAUAGAUAUAAUGUUCAAACUACAGACCUCACACAAGAGCGAUAAUCAAACCCCAAAAUACCAGCAGGCAACAAAAAAAAGAGCCUUUUUACCCAUCAUAUGGGUCACCAGAUUGCUCUCCCUACCAAGAGAACACACUUUAAACCAAUGAAAAACUACCUUCAACUGAAAGAUUUCCUCAAAAGUUCCUCCUCGUCGAGCAUCAUGACGCACCUCCCUAACAAACCUGUCAAUAACAACCUUGACGUCCCCACGAAACUCCACUGACGACAAACUCUUCAACAAGGUCCACCGCAAUGCAUCUCGAAACGCGAGUAACUCCACAAAAAACGUAUCAGUCUGACCUGCAUAAAAGAAGAAAAUCCCCCUAAUCAUCCAUCACCACCACUACUGCAACCCUAUGUGAAUUCAUCACAUAGGGUUGCAGUCUGACCUGCAUAAAAGAAGAAAAUCCUCCUAGUCAUCCAUCACCGCACCAUCCACGUAACAAACUAAUGACAAAUACGUCCUUAUAUUUCUGGAUCCAUUGUGAGCUUUUCCCCAUUUAAUUAUAGUCUAACUCCACGAUUCUGGACAAAGUGUGUAACAUAGGAACUACAAAUGCUAGUUUGUUAAAACUCAUGAUACAGUGAUGAAUUGGAUAAAAUACCAUAGUAUAUAAUAUAUGACUGAAAAUGUCGACCUACCUAAUGCCGGUUUCUAUUUUUCUUUGUACCUAAAUGCCGGUUUCAAGAAUACAAACAAGUAGGAUAAAAAUAAAAAUUAAACUGUAAACAAGGUUCUCAAUUAAAUAAAUAAACAAUUUCAUGCUAAAAUAAUAACAACGAAGCAAUCAGCUGUCAUCUCUUUUCAGGGGAAAAAGAUAAAAUGAAACCACCUUGCUCCUUUCCUCCGUCAACCAAAACAGCUCUGUCUUUCCUUUCUCUCUCUCCCUGUCUUCCACUCACUCUGAUCUCUUCUCCCAGGCAGCAGCCAUGGCCGUGAAAUCCAACGAUGGCGGCGGGCCAGCAGCUCCGUCGCCCGCCUUCGUGGAUACAGUCGCCGAAAUCAUGAGGCUCUACAGAUCCCUCCCUCCGAGGCCUUCUAUCGACGAAGUGGAGGCCGCCGUCGCCGUGGUCAAGUCCAUCCAAAACGAAGAGCAGGCGAAGCUAGAAGAAAUCUCCAAACACCAGCGCCCGCCAGAUGUGCCAGAGGAGCUCUUCGCGCUGCUGCAGCAAGUGAGGAGGACGGUGUCUGUUCACCAGUGCCGUGAGCAGAGCAGAGAGGCGGCUCGGUUGGUGGAACUCGACGAGAUGUUCGAGAUGCUCGGUGGGUUGAUCCAGCGAGCUUCUUUGCUUGUCUCUGGCGAUUCCCAGGUGGAGAAAUCGGCCGGAUUCGACGACCCAGUUGCCAAAAUUGCCAAGGAAACUGGCCUUGUGACGGAGAAAUUGGUUGAGGCUGGUGGUGAACUAGGUACUGAUGAGCUCAAGGCCUUGGGUAGAAGCUCUUCCACUAGGGCUGCUUUCUUCUCAGGUGAAGUGAACUCCAACGAGAAACUAAGCCUGCUGAAGGUGGCAGCAAUGAUAGAGAACUCUGCGAAAUCAGGAGCUGAAACAAUCGAUCUCAGAGGCAAACUAAUGGACCAAAUCGAGUGGCUUCCAACCUCAAUCGGCAAACUAUCAUCCACCACUGAGCUCGACUUAUCCGAGAACAAAAUCAUUGCACUCCCGCCAUCCAUCUCCAACCUCAAAUCAGUAACCAAGCUCGAUCUCCACUCGAACCAGCUGAUGAAUUUACCGGACUCAUUCGGUGAGCUGAUCAAUCUAACCGACCUCGACCUCCACGCGAACAACCUCAAGUCGCUCCCACCUUCAAUUGGCAACCUGAAGAACAUGGUCAACUUGGACUUGAGCUCGAAUCACUUCACUUCAUUGCCUGACACCAUUGGCGACCUCACAAAGCUCAAGACGCUCAUCGCCGAGACCAACGAGCUCGAGGAGCUCCCUUACACAAUCGGAAACUGCUCGUCUCUCACCGAGCUGAGAUUAGACUUCAACAACCUGAAAGCUCUCCCCGAGGCAGUUGGCAAGCUUGAAUGCUUAGAAGUUCUGACUCUGCACUACAACAGGGUCAAGAGCUUGCCUACCACAAUGGGGAACCUGUUGAAUCUGAAGGAGAUAGAUGUGAGCUUUAACGAGCUCGAGUAUCUGCCCGAGAGCCUGUGUUUCGCUGUGCAGCUGAAGAAGAUCAAUGUAGGUAAGAACUUUGCGGAUUUGAGAGCCCUGCCCAGAUCGAUUGGAAACUUGGAGAUGCUCGAGGAGUUGGAUAUAAGCGAUGAUCAAAUAAGGGUGUUGCCAGAUUCCUUCAGGUUCCUGUCAAAAUUGAGAGUCUUUCAUGCUAAUGAAACACCUCUUGAAGUUCCCCCUAGAGAAGUAUGCAAAUUGGGAGCUCAGGCAGUUGUGCAGUACAUGGCCGACCUUGUUGCUAGCCGGGACGCGAAAUUGCUGGCUCCGGAGGAGAAGAAAGGUCUGUGGUUAAGGCUCUGCUUGUUCUGUUUCCCAUUCCUCAGUAAUACUUCCAAAUGAAAAAGAACUGCCGUUCAUCAUGUACAGAUCGUUAUUCAAUCUAGUAAUGCUGGGGAUGGUUUCUUUUCGUUUUACAGAAGCCUCUUACGACAUGAACCGCCGAUUUCUUCUUCUUCUUCUUCUUCUUCUUCUUAUGGGGUUUCUUAAUUUAUUUUGUUUGAUGACGAACAGAACAACAACACGUUGGCUGUCUAUACUUAUGAAUAAAUAUCAGUGCCUUCAUUUCUCUUCCCAAUACACUAAUAAUUAGGUUUUGUCAAUUUCUAUAGUUUGCUGUUACGAGGAUGACAGAAUGGUAAAUAUGCUGGUGGUUUUGGACGAGGAUGUAUCUUAUGCUCAUUGCCAAUUAUAGAGAAUACCAACCAUGAUGAUGAGGUUGUGCAUUAUUCAUAGUUAUAGUGAUCAAGAGUUUAGCCUAAUUUUGGAGAAAGGUAACGAAAAACGUCGUCUUAAUGUACUUACGUAUUAGAUAGGAUUAGAUAGCAUGAUAUUUCUUUUUCUCCCUACCUAUUUUCGUGGGGAAAAGGCGUUUAUGUUCAUUUCAUGAGCUCAAAAUGAGUCAGUUCAUAAGUUCAGCUCAAAAUGUCACCAAAUUGAGCUAUCUCACAAGCCUUUCAAGCUCGACAUAUCACCAAACUGAGCUAUCUCACAAGCCUUUCAAGCUCGACGUCUUAGUAAACAAAUAGAGUUUCGAACAAAAAAAAAGUUCGAGCCGAAUUUCGAGUUGGAAUAGCUCAUCUCAUUCGCCGUCGUCCUAGUCCAGAUCUAAUUAACAUAAAGAAAGAAUUACCAUUUCCUACAGUCUAAACGGACGCCACCUGUCAAGUUAUCUUUUCGAAAACUACAUCUGUCGAGCAAUGAAGAGAAAAGAAAAAGUCAAUCUAGAGAAGGGGACAAAGAAAGUGGCAUUAUCUGUCUCAGUGCAAUUAUUUGGAUAAGGUUUCUGUUGGGAGAGACGUGAAAAAUAAAAUGGGCCGACGUGGAAAUAUAUUGAGCUAAAUUUGCUGCUGGAGGCCCAUAUGCUUCCACAUUGGUUGUCUGCUAUCCCGAGAUUAGACCCAGUUGGCCAGCUGUUCUUGCCGCCGACACCCGGUAAUUAUUUUACUCUUUAAUGUUCGAUGAAAAUAUCGAAGUAAUCAAAAUAAUUGUUCAAAAUAAUGAAGGAAUGAUUAAAAUUCUGGAUAUUAGAUUUAGUUCCGGAUUUCUUUGCUCCCAUGCAUAUGUAUAUCAAUAAUAAUAAUAAUAAUAAUAAUAAUAAUAAUAGUAGUAGUAGUAGUAGGACGGCUAGAUUUUAUUUUAAUCUUGAAAUAUUGGUUAAUUGAGUGUUUCUUUUAUAAAUAUUAAUUGAGCGUUUGAUUGAAUGCAUUUUUAUAGGUGAUGCAUGUUAUACCACAUGGAAGAGAGUAAUUGUAAGUCAUGAUCCUUCAAUUUUUUUUUGUUAUUAAAUGGUAACCCUGUUGAUGAUUAAUCAACUGGUAAAAUUUUAGAGACCCUUGAUCGGAAAGUGUGAGGUCAUGUGUUCGGCCCAACUUAAAGUCAGCUAUGGUGUUUCCGGAGGCACCAAAAAAGAAUCUUAGUGGAGGGCCCAAAGCACUCAAGCAGGUGAACCCCUAGUUUUAAUCUUUCUCCGCCAUCGUUCUAGUGGUUAAAUAAAAAAUAAUUUUUACAAUAAACACGAGAAAGUUGAACGUGCAAACAUUGUAUCAUACAUUAUAUUUCAUGACAAUAUGAGAAUGGGACUAUUUAUUAUAUAUCAUUACCAAGCUAGGAACCUCCUUGUUUACGUGAUUGUUAACGAAAUAAUAACAAGGAUUACCAGAAGAAUUCAAAGUUUAGUUCAGAUUACACCAAGAUGAUUUUAUGUCUAAUAGCUAUAGGCAAGCAAUAUAGAUAAGUAAACAACAACAAAUUAAAACUUAUAGUUGAAUCGUUUAUUGUUUACUUGUUAUAUUUGCAUUCACACCUUUUUUUUUUUUUUUUUUUGCUAGCUAAUAGUUCGCCGGCAUUUCCCAUGGCUGGCUGCUAUGAAAAUGAAGGUGGCCGUGCUGUUUAUAGCUUAACGAGAAAGUUCACUAGAAGAAAACAAACGAUAAUUAAUUAGCAUUGUCCAAUAAUUAAUUCAUAAAUAAAGGCUACUAGCUCUAGCAAGAAAAAAUUAAAUAAAUUCGGAUUAUUGAAAGAAAUAAAAACCCCAACUCCCCAAUUACUAUAGCACAAGACUGCUUUUACUGUAGUUUUAGACUCAGUUUUACUGUUACAUCUUGGCGUGGGAUUGGCUGUGGCGGGUGCACGUAUUCUCUGGUUGGUUUCGAAUUAUUGGUUUGCUUUGAACUACUGACACCACGUUUGGUUUCGCCUCUCUCCUAUUUUGGUCGGCCCUUUCUCGCAUUGAUCAUGCGGGAACAAACUAAUUCCAGCGACUAUUUUGUGAUUGGGGUUCUUAAUAGUAGGCAGGGUUAGUGGGGUGGGGUGGUUUGCUUUCACAGUGUUCAAGACGAUAGAACGUUUUGAAUUUGAUAGGCUGGGAAAUAUUAUCAGGCACAAUGCCCAUAAAGGGCGCUAUGCUCGAGAGAACCGUCAAUCAUUCAGUCAGCCGGGGGAGAAAAGUGGCCAGUUGGUGCGGCUUUCUUAGCGAGAGAAGUUAAGACGUCGGUUCUCUUUCAUCAUCUAUCGAUUCUCUCUUUCCCACCUUUCUCUUCUUGCGUUUCUGGUUUUAAGCUCUCGUGUUCUCCUUCCUCUCUCUUCCCGGCUUCUCUCUCUCAUUUUCUCUCUUUUGGCUUUCCUCAACUAUCCUCUUACGAUGGACAAAGACGGAAGAGAUCGUUAGGCCCUGGAGAAGAUUCAUAUCCUACAGUUCUGCCUUUGAUUCGAGUAUUUCUUCCUUCUUUCCUUUUGUUCUGAAAGUGUAUGUUGUAUCUCUUUCCAUAGGUUUUUUUUUUUUGGAAUCAUACUUAAUCUAUGGUGGGUUUUUUGGUUUUGUGUAGAUGAAGCCGAACAAAGUGAAGAAGUUCUCAGAUCUGACCAGGCAAAGAAAGCACUGCGCUUGCCUGUAUUUUCGAAGAAACUGAAUGCGUUGUACCCUAGCGGUGCCUCUCUUUACCUUUUUCUAUGCACAACAUUUUUCUUUUGGUGUCGGUGCACUGAUUUGUUCUCCUUUCAUAUAUUUUACUUCUUCUUCAGGGUCUGGAUCUACGACGGACAUGAACUAAAAGAUCCAAAAUGGCCGUAGUCGCAGGGUAGUGCCAACGACCUAAAACUCACAGUAGUUCCUUCCCCCCAAUUUUUCCACCCAAUUUUUCUUUUAUGAUAUGUGACUUGUGUUUGUCGCUUUUGUUGUCAUUCUUGUGUUUCGAAGGUUGAUGAUGGGCCUGGGAUUUGGACGAGUCUAAGUGGCAUACCAUAUUGUUGAAGACGUCUAUCAAUUCAACCGGUGAGUUUCUCCUACUCUGAGCCUCUCUCCAGCUCUCUCCCUCUCUCUCUUCUAGCUUUGAUUUCUUUUUCCUUCAUAGACUUACUUCUUAGUCUACGCUUUUGUUAGGCUGAGUCACUUUGGCAGAUGGGGAUAACAAUCGUCUUACUUCAGAGGUUGUGGAGCAGUGAUAUGACCCAUCGAUUCGGAACUCCCUUGAGGUUAGCAUCUACUCCAAGUUCUUUUUAUAUUUAAGUUUUUGGAAUCUUUCUUACUAAAUGCGGAGCUGAGAAUAUAUUGUUUGUUUCCAUUCCUAAUAGAUUUUCAAGUUCUCAAUCCAGUGAGUCUAUGUUGGACAAGCUUGAAAACUUUUCUUUCAAGGUGCAAGCGCUCAUUCUCUCAAUGAUUUUUUAUGUUUAAAUUUCUGAUGCUCAACUCAGAUCCAAUGACAAAUGGUUGUACUUUUAAGUUCCUUUCUGGUGGAAGAGUGGUUGCUGCAAGUUAUCAUUUUUUUUGUUUAUUAUGUAAUCUCGGUAAUCUAUUGAAUUAUGUUGUUUGUAAUGUGAACUUGUGUUACUUUCUCUUCUACUGAGAAGCUAGGAGUCGCCAUGUUACAUUAGUAAAGCCCCAUUAUGCAUAGUUCUGUUGUGCUUCUAUUGAAAGGAAAUUGCAACUCUGCCUGUGGAGCUGACAUCUUCUAAUUGAGGGUUAAUGUACUGAUCUGUCUGAAACACUUUAAUCUUCUAAUAGUUAGUUUCUAUGUGGUUUGCUCAUAUAAGCUUUGUGUGCUUCUUUGUUAGGCUGGUUGGUGUGUAUAUGGAAUGAUGCUUAUGAAAUUUGUUUUUUAUCCCUAUGAUUGGCCAAACGUGGGUGAUAGAAGCUUUUAUCCCACAUAAGUCUUGGUUGAUUGCCUAUUGAUUAGGACAGGUUUCGUUCUUUCUUUCAAUGGGAGAAAAGUUUGCCCACUGAAGGGGAAGAUCAAAACGAUAUCUACCAUGUUAUAAGGUUUUAUUACUCAUGUGCCCAACCAUAACUUGCAAGUGGAUGCUCCUGUUCGAACUAAGAACCUAUUGGUUGAAGUUUUUGUAAACAUAUGAGGUCUGAUUUUGUUGGACACUGACCUCGGCUUUGAGCAUGAUUUGAUUCAUUAUUAUGUUAAUAUAGUUACAAAUUGAAA
This is a messenger RNA of Linum trigynum, 7495 nucleotides long. The record is from the annotation of a GenBank genome assembly. NCBI's taxonomy places the organism in Eukaryota, Viridiplantae, Streptophyta, Magnoliopsida, Malpighiales, Linaceae.